This is a messenger RNA of Ctenopharyngodon idella (grass carp), 8380 nucleotides long. RefSeq lists its product as uncharacterized. The record is from RefSeq and is a predicted model, not a curated record. The coding region runs from base 426 to 7556 and encodes 2376 amino acids. The transcript is spliced from 25 exons. Lineage: Eukaryota; Metazoa; Chordata; Actinopteri; Cypriniformes; Xenocyprididae.
GUCUCUCUGUUGUCCGCACAUAGAGACCGCGGAGGAAAGCUGAUUUUGAGGAAAAUUGGGUUGUAGCUGCCUCUCUACAUUACUACGAUAGAAAAGAGGUGUUAUUUGUGCAGUAACAGCGUUUAGCUCAGGUUAUUGACUCGAGAAAUUCGAAUCUGUGAAUAUGCGGCCAACUUUACUUAAGUCUUCGACUUUACAGUUUCUGCGCUUCUAUACAGUCUUUCAGAUCUGGAAACGUUAAAGUUCUUCUUCUUUAGCAGCAUAUAAACUAUAAUGAAAAUUAAUCAAUCAGUUACAGUCGCUAUUAAGAUCUCUCUGUUGGUAUUUAGUGGGUUUUGUUUUCGGUCGGGAGGGUGUGGUUCAGAAACAACAGCGAACAUUAAUGAUAUUCAUCGAAAUCAGAUUUUGCUGGAAUCUUCGACAGAAUGAAGAACAAUUUCAAAUUCUUUCAGAUUUUUCUACUAAUGUGCGGAGUGUUCAGUGCUGGAACAGAUGAAGUGAAGACAGUGAUGGAGGGAGAAUCUGUCACUCUAAACCCUGAUCUUACUCAAAUACAGGGAAUUAUUCAGAUGAUGUGGAGGUUUGGAGAUUCACGUUCAGUCAUUGCUCUAAUCGAGGGAAAUGACAUUUCACUGUCUCCCAGUCUCCCUGAGAUAUUCGAAGACCGACUCAAGCUGACUCCGACUGGAUCUCUGACAAUCACAAACAUGAGAACUAAACACUCUGGACUUUAUAAACUAGAGAUCAACAACAACACUGGGACCUCACAUUUGGAUUUCAGAGUUACUGUCUACGAGUCUCCAGAUGUUAUUGAAGCUUUUAAAGAUGAAACGCAGAGUGUAUCAGAGACGGAGGGAAAUCCUGUCACUCUUCAGACUGAUACUGAAACACAUGGAAAAGAGCUGAUAGUGUGGAGGUUUGGAGAUGAAGGAAAACUCAUAGCUAAACAUGAUCAAGAGGCCAAGAGUCCACCAUUAUAUGAUACUGAUGAGAGAUUCAGAGACAGACUGAAGCUGGAUCAUCAGACCGGAUCUCUGACCAUCACAAACACCAGAAUCACAGACUCUGGAGUUUAUAAAGUGAAGAUCAGCAGCAGCAAACAGACUUUAAACAAGAGAUUCACUGUGACUGUCAGCGUUCCCGGUCUGUCUCCAGGUGUUGUAGCAGGGAUUGUUGUUGGUGUUGGUGUUCUGCUGGUAUCAUACGCUGUCACAGCUGCUGGUGUUUUUUACUGUCAACGCAAAAUCUCUAAAUUAAAAAAUCCAGUGUUAAAGACAGACAAAGAGGGAGAAUCUUUCACUCUAACCCCUGGCAUUGAAAUAAACAAAGAUGAUCAGAUACAGUGGCUGUUUGGAGAUGAAAAGAAGAUGACUGUCAUAGCUGAAAUCCAAAGAGGGACUGGAGAGAUCACUGUUCCUGAUGGGAGAUUCAAAGACAGACUGGAGAUCGACAAGAAUACUGGAUCUCUGACCAUCACAAACACCAGAACUGAAGACGCAGGAGUCUAUAAACUGAAGAUCAGAGGCGGCAGACUUGUACAGAACUUGUGCAGCAGACUUGUACAGAACUUGAACAAAAGAUUCAACGUUUAUGUCAGGGAUGAAGAGAAUUCAGUGUCAGUGAUGGAGGGGGCGGAUGUGACUCUACGUGCCAAUACUGAAAUACAGACAGGAGAUAAGAUAUUCUGGAUGUUUGGAAAUGGCAUACGUCCUAUAGCUGAAAACACAGAAAAAAAGUGUGAAGAAGAGUCUACAGUCUACAGGGAUGUUAGAUUUAAACCCAUUUUAUAUCUGAAUCAUCAGACUGGAGAUCUCACCAUCAAGAAAAUCAAACCUAAACACACUGGAGAAUACAAACUAAAGAUCAUCAGAAAUGACAAAUCCUCAUUCAAGAUAUUCACUGUUACUGUUUCUGGACAAGUGAAGACAUCAGUGCUGAAGGGACGUCCUGUCACUCUGAAGUAUAAAACUGAAAUACAGAAGGAUGAUAAAAUACAGUGGAAGUUUGAAGAGAAACUCAUAGCUGAAAUGACUGGAGAGGACUGUGAGAACCCUCAAUGGUCUGAUGAUGAAUUCAGAGACCAAAUGAAGCUGGACCCUCAGACUGGAUCUCUCAUCAUUCAACAAACCAGACCUGAACACUCUGGAUUAUAUAAACUAGAGAUCAAUACCAGUUAUUAUUCAACAUUCAGAGUCUUCAGUCUUAUCGUCGGUGAUGAAGAGAAGUCAGUGUCAGUGAUGAAGGGGGCGGAUGUGACUCUACGUGUCAAUCCUGCAAAACAGACAGGAGAUAAGAUAUUCUGGAUGUUUGGAGAUGACAACUGUCACGUAGAUAAAAACACAGAAGAGAAGUGUGAAGAAGGGUCUAGGUACUUUGCUACUAUAUUUGAAGACAAAGUGUAUCUGAAUCCUCAGACUGGAGAUCUCACCAUCAAGGAAAUCAGAACUAUCCACACUGGAAAAUACAAACUAAAGAUCAUCAGAAAUGGCAAAUCCUCAUUCAAGAUAUUCAAUGUUACUGUUUCUGGACAAAUGAAUGAAUCAGUGCUGAAGGGACGUCCUGUCACUCUGGACUAUGAUACUGAAAUACAGGAGGAUGAUAAAAUACAGUGGAAGUUUGAAGAGAAACUCAUAGCUGAAAUGACUGGAGAGAACCGUGAGAACCCUCAAUGGUCUGAUGAUGAAUUCAGAGACCAAAUGACGCUGGACCCUCAGACUGGAUCUCUCAUCAUUCACCAAACCAGACCUGAACACUCUGGAUUAUAUAAACUAGAGAUCAAUACCAGUGCUUAUUCAACAUUCAGACUCUUCAGGAUUAUCGUCGGUGAUGAAGUGAAGUCAGUGUCAGUGAUGGAGGGGGAGGAUGUGACUCUACGUGUCAAUCCUGAAAUACAGACAGGAGAUACGAUAUUCUGGAUGUUUGGAGAUGACAACAGUCCCGUAGCUAAAAACACAGAAGAGAAGUGUGAAGAAGAGUCUGAGUACAGGGAUUCUAGAUUUAAAGACAAUGUGGAUCUGAAUGAUCAGACUGGAGAUCUCACCAUCAAGAACAUCAGAAAAAUCAACACUGGAGAAUACAAACUAAAGAUCAUCAGAAAUGGCAAAUCCUCAUUCAAGUUAUUCAAUGUUACUGUUUCUGGACAUCAAGUGAAUAAAUCAGCGCUGAAGGGACGUCCUGUUGCUCUGAACUAUAAAACUGAAAUACAGAAGGAUGAUGAAAUACAGUGGAAGUUUGAAGAGAAACUCAUAGCUGAAAUGACUGGAAAGGACCGUGAGAACCCUCAAUGGUCUGAUGAAUUCAGAGGCCAAAUGGAGCUGGACCCUCGGACUGGAUCUCUCUUCAUUCACCGAUCCAGACCUGAACACUCUGGAUUAUAUAAACUAGAGAUCAAGACCAGUGAUUAUUCAACAUCCAGACUCUUCAGGAUUAUCGUCUGUGAUGAAGAGAAGUCAGUGCCAGUGAUGAAGGGGGCGGAUGUGACUCUACGUGUCAAUCCUGAAACAGGAGAUAAGAUAUUCUGGAUGUUUGGACAUGACAACUGGCUCUUAGCUAAAAACACAGAAGAGAAGUGUGAAGAAGAGUCUGAGUACAGUGAUGUUAGAUUUAAAGACAAAGUGGAUCUGAAUCCUCAGACUGGAGAUCUCACCAUCAAGACAAUCAGAAAAAUCAACACUGGAAAAUACAUACUAAAGAUCAUCAGAAAUGGCAACGCCUCAUUCAAGAUAUUCAGAGUUUUUGUUUCUGCUGCAGGACGUCAAGUGAAUAAAUCAGUGGAGAAGGGAUGUCCUGUCAUUCUGAACUAUGAUACUGAAAUACAGAAGGAUGAUAAAAUACAGUGGAAGUUUGAAGAGAAACUCAUAGCUGAAAUGACUGGAGAGAACCGUGAGAACCCUCAAUGGUCUGAUGAUGAAUUCAGAGACCAAAUGAAGCUGGACCCUCAGACUGGAUCUCUCACCAUUCACCAAACCAAACCUGAACACGCUGGAUUAUAUAAGCUAGAGAUCAUCACCAGUGAUUAUUCAACAUUCAGGAUUAUCGUCAGGAUUAUCGUCUUUGAUAAAUUAGUGUCAGUGCUGAAGGGGGCGGAUGUGACUCUACGUGUCGAUCCUGAAAUACAGACAGGAGAUAAGAAGAUAUUCUGGAUGUUUGGAGAUGAAAACCGUCUUGUAGCUAAAAACACAGAAGAGAAGUGUGAAGAAGAGUCUGAGUACAGUGAUGUUAGAUUUAAACCCAAUGUGGAUCUGAAUGAUCAGACUGGAGAUCUCAUCAUCAAGAAAAUCGAAACUUUCCACAGUGGGGAAUACAAACUAAAGAUCAUCAGAAAUGGCAACGCCUCAUUCAAGAUAUUCAGUGUUACUGUUUCUGUGAAUAAAUCAGUGGAGAAGGGAUGUCCUGUCAUUCUGAACUAUGAUACUGAAAUACAGAAGGAUGAUAAAAUACAGUGGAAGUUUGAAGAGAAACUCAUAGCUGAAAUGACUGAAGAGAACCGUCUGAACCCUCAAUGGUUUGAUGAUGAAUUCAGAGGCCAAAUGAGGCUGAACCCUUGGACUGGAUCUCUCACCAUUAAUCGAACCAGACCUGAACACUCUGGAUUAUAUAAACUAGAGAUCAAGACCAGUGCUUAUUCAACAUUCAGACUCUUCAGGAUUAUCGUCUGUGAUAAAUUAGUGUCAGUGCUGAAGGGGGCGGAUGUGACUCUACGUGUCAAUCCUGAAAUACAGACAGGAGAUAAGAUAUUCUGGAUGUUUGGACAUGAAAACUGUCUUGUAGCUAAAAACACAGAAGAGAAGUGUGAAGAAGAGUCUGAGUGCAGUGAUGUUAGAUUUAAAGAUAAAGUGGAUCUGAAUCCUCAGACUGGAGAUCUCACCAUCAAGAAAACUGAAACUGACCACACUGGAGAAUACAAACUAAAGAUCAUCAGAAAUGGCAAAUCCUCAUUCAAGAUAUUCAGUGUUACUGUUUUUGAACAAGUGAAUAAAUCAGCGCUGAAGGGAGAUUCUGUCGCUCUGAUCUGUGAUACUGAAAUACAGAAGGAUGAUAAAAUACAGUGGAAGUUUGAAGAGAAACUCAUAGCUGAAAUGACUGGAGAGAACCGUGAGAACCCUCAAUGGUCUGAUGAUGAAUUCAGAGACCAAAUGAAGCUGAGCCCUUGGACUGGAUCUCUCAUCAUUCAACAAACCAGACCUGAACACUCUGGAUUAUAUAAACUAGAGAUCAAGACCAGUUAUUAUUCAACAUCCAUACUCUUCAGGCUUAUCGUCUGUGAUGAAGUGAAGUCAGUGUCUGUGAUGAUGGGGGAGGAUGUGACUCUACGUGUCAAUCCUGAAAUACAGACAGGAGAUAAGAUAUUCUGGAUGUUUGGAGAUGAAAACAGUCUUGUAGCUAAAAACACAGAAGAGAAGUGUGAAGAAGAGUCUGAGUACAGUGAUGUUAGAUUUAAAGAUAAAGUGGAUCUGAAUCGUCAGACUGGAGAUCUCACCAUCAAGACAAUCAGAGCUAUCCACACUGGAGAAUACAAACUAAAGAUCAUCAGAAAUGGCAAAUCCUCAUUCAAGAUAUUCAAUGUUACUGUUUCUGGACGUCAAGUGAAGACAUCAGUGCUGAAGGGACGUCCUGUCACUCUGAACUAUAAUGCUGUAAUACAGAAUGAUGAUAAAAUACAGUGGAAGUUUGAAGAGAAACUCAUAGCUGAAAUGACUGGAGAGAACCGUGAGAACCCUCAAUGGUCUGAUGAAUUCAGAGACCAAAUGAAGCUGGACCCUCAGACUGGAUCUCUCACCAUUCACCAAACCACACCUGAACACUCUGGAUUAUAUAAGCUAGAGAUCAAGACCAGUGCUUAUUCAACAUUCAGGAUUAUCGUCAGGAUUAUCGUCUUUGAUGAACAGAAGUCAGUGUCAGUGAUGGAGGGGACGGAUGUGACUCUACGUGCCAAUACUAAAAUACAGACAGGAGAUAAGAUAUUCUGGAUGUUUGGAGAUGACAACAGUCCUAUAGAUAAAAACACAGAAGAGAAGUGUGAAGAAGAGUCUGAGUGCAGUGAUGUUAGAUUUAAAGACAAUGUGGAUCUGAAUCGUCAGACUGGAGAUCUCACCAUCAAGAAAAUCGAAACUGACCACACUGGAGAAUACAAACUAAAGAUCAUCAGAAAUGGCAAAUCCUCAUUCAAGAUAUUCAGUGUUACUGUUUCUGGACGUCAAGUGAAUAAAUCAGUGCUGAAGGGAGAUUCUGUCGCUCUGAAGUGUAGUACUGAUACACAGAAGGGUGAUAAAAUACAGUGGAAGUUUGAAGAGAAACUCAUAGCUGAAAUGACUGGAGAGAACCGUGAGAACCCUCAAUGGUCUGAUGAAUUCAGAGACCAAAUGACGCUGCACCCUGAGACUGGAUCUCUCUUCAUUGAAGAAACCAGACCUGAACACACUGGAUUAUAUAAACUAGAGAUCAAGACCAGUGCUUAUUCAACAUUCAGACUCUUCAGGAUUAUCGUCUGUGAUGAAGAGAAGUCAGUGUCAGUGAUGAAGGGGGCGGAUGUGACUCUACGUGUCAAUCCUGAAAUACAGAAAGGAGAUAAGAUAUUCUGGAUGUUUGGAGAUGACAGCCAUCUUGUAGCUAAAAACACAAAAGAUAAGUGUGAAGAAGAGUCUGAGUACAGUGAUGUUAGAUUUAAAGACAAAGUGGAUCUGAAUCCUCAGACUGGAGAUCUCACCAUCAAGACAAUCGAAACUUUCCACACUGGAGAAUACAAACUAAAGAUCAUCAGAAAUGGCAAAACCUCAUUCAAGUUAUUCAGAGUUACUGUUUCUGGUGUGUUUGUUGCUGAUGCAGUGAAGUCAGAGUCAGUGACUGAGGGAGAAUCAGUCUCUCUGAACUCUAGUCUCACUCAAAUACAGACACAUGAAGAGAUCGAGUGGAAGUUUGGUGACAUUCUCAUAGCUAAAGUGAAGAACAACAAGAGCGUGUUUUAUGAUAUUGAUGAUGAGAGAUUCAGAGACAGACUGAAACUGGAUCAGACUGGAUCUCUGACCAUCAUCAACAGCAGAACCACAGACUCUGGACUUUAUACAGUCUCCAGCAGCAGCAGAGACACGAUCAACACGAUCAAUCUCACUGUCUAUGCUCGUCUGCCUGUUCCUGACAUCAGCAGAGACUCUUCACAAUGUUCUUCAUCAUCAUCAUCAUCAUCAUCAUCAUGUUCAUUGGUGUGUUCAGCUGUGAAUGUGAGUCAUGUGACUCUCUCCUGGUUCAAAGGAAACAGUUCAUUGUCCAGCAUCAGUGUGUCUGAUCUCAGCAUCAGUCUCUCUCUACCUCUGGAGGUGGAAUAUGAGGAUCAAAACACCUACAGCUGUGUGCUGAACAAUCCCAUCAGAAACCAGACUCAACACCUCAACAACACUCAACUCUGUCACACAUGUGCAGAGAGUAUCCACUGUUGUGGCUUUACUGAAGCUGUGAUCCGAUUGGCUCUCUCUGCUGUGGUGGGUGUGGCUACUGUGGUUGUUCUGGUUUAUGACAUCAGAUCCAGAAGUCUUCAACAGAAGAAGAGCGUCCAGAAAUAACCAUCAAACUCUGAUUAAUCUCUCAGGAAGAUGGAGAUGAUCCAGAAUGACUGGAGAGAUUAAAGUAUAUUACAAGAAACCUUUUGAGUAAAUAGCAUUCAUGAACAGACAGAUAGAUAGAUAGAUAGAUAGAUAGAUAGAUAGAUAGAUAGAUAUCACACCUGAUUUAACUCAUUGGCUCAUUAGUAGAGACUGCAAGACCUGAAGUGUCAAAUUAGGGAGACAUACACAAUGUGCAGGGCUGGUGCUAGCUACUCCAGGACAACCACUGAUUUAAGUCAAAUGUUAAUUCAUUUUAUAAAAUCUUAACGGUCCUUUAAAAAAAUUAAAAUACACUAUACAUUUUAGAACAGGAUAACGUACAACAUCAUCCUGAAAACAUCCAAAGAAGUAUCAGUCACUGGUAAUACAUGUAACAUAGAUUAAAAAAUUUCAUCUGAAUACACAAUUAUGUUUAAAUGAUCUUAAGAAAAGGAGGAUGUCUUGUGUUUCCAGACCUGUAGUUACAACAUCUACCAGCAAUAGGAUUUACUGAAAAUACAUAGAGGCCUACUGUGAAAAUCCUCAAAAUUUUAAAAGUUCAGUCACUAGUAGGCGCUACAUCAGGGUCUGUAUGAGAGACUCACUGUCUGAGAGAGUCAUUGUUUCAUCAGAAUUCAAUCGUCUCCUCAGUCUCAAAUUUUUGGCAAAACAACACAAGCACAGAUGAUGGUUUAGACCCUGUAGCACUCAUUAUAUUUCAUAGUUCUAUAAUCUUCAAAAAUGUUUAAAAGAAGCAAAUUUAAAUGUAUUUGUUCAGUAUUAAAAACAAAAUUUCCCAUGCA